Messenger RNA from Puccinia triticina, 729 nucleotides. RefSeq lists its product as uncharacterized. The record is from RefSeq and is a predicted model, not a curated record. Lineage: Eukaryota; Fungi; Basidiomycota; Pucciniomycetes; Pucciniales; Pucciniaceae. The transcript has 6 exons. Bases 1 to 729 code for a protein of 242 amino acids.
AUGCGUUUGCACUCGAUUUCUAAACCUCGUCAACUAGCUUUACUAUUAUGGGUUUGCAUCCGCUUCGCUUCCACCAUGAGAUACGUUGAAACCACUUCAGCAAAAAUCAUCGCAACCCUUCUCCAGAGGUCAGCAACCUAUCGACCGGAAAGUUACAACAAUCUUUCGCUACUCCAAAUUUUGAAGCCUGCGGAAGCCUUAUUCGCGGCAAGCAAACGCAUGGCUCAUGACACCAAGGCCGCGUUGCUAAUCUAUCUAGUGCAACAUUUGGUUAUAACAGCUUUUUAUCUUCCCACUUCAAUAAUUGUCUUGCGACGCCUACGCCAAAAAACUUGCGAUCAGAACACUCUGGCCUCUAAUUCCGUUGAGCUCUCUAGCCCAAACCACCAAAAAGCUAUGGUCCAAGUGAGAAAGCGGCUCAUAAAUCACGCCUUUUUGAUUUGCCUCGAUGAGUUUCUGUACUUGCCACCGCUUGUGUAUUUGUUCUUCUUUGCAAAAGGCAAUAACUUCCAAAGUGAUCCGACAUGGACUCUAAUAGAACAAGUUAUCAUUCAUGGACCGCCCGCCAUCAUAGGAAAUAUUAUUCUGGCCUUUUUGAUCCAGAAUACUUUGUAUGGCACUCGAAAAUGCAAAGAUUCGACAAUCGUUCAGCCUCAAGUGGAAAUUCUGCCGCACUAUCCAGCUGAAAAUGGAAAAAUGGAUGAGGUGAUGAGAUCAGUUUCUUAUUAG